Messenger RNA from Doryrhamphus excisus (bluestripe pipefish), 2611 nucleotides. RefSeq names its product zinc finger, CCHC domain containing 7 (gene zcchc7). Gene Ontology annotation, cellular component: TRAMP complex. NCBI's taxonomy places the organism in Eukaryota, Metazoa, Chordata, Actinopteri, Syngnathiformes, Syngnathidae. Gene Ontology annotation, molecular function: zinc ion binding; RNA binding. The record is from RefSeq and is a predicted model, not a curated record. Gene Ontology annotation, biological process: nuclear polyadenylation-dependent snRNA catabolic process; nuclear polyadenylation-dependent rRNA catabolic process; nuclear mRNA surveillance of mRNA 3'-end processing.
CUUUUUUCUCCGCUGAACAUACCCGGAAGUUCCUCGUCGAGUGUUUCCUCGGCAAAUUGUAAGUCAGGGAAUAGUUAUAGGAGCACAGUGUAAUCGGUCUGGGGCUUUAAGAUUCGCCCCACAGGUCAUCGCUUCCCCAGCUUUGAGUGUCGACUGCAUCAGAAGCCCAGGCCAGCGUACAUGUGUGCAUCUGAGUGUCCGGCGGGUCCCUUGUGGUGAUGUUUUCCAGCUAUCAGGAACGGAAGGAGCUGGAGGAUGAUCUCUACCAGGGAGAUGGUGAGGAAUCAGAGGGAUCCGAGGCCACCAGCGAGUUGGAGUUCCGUCUCUACAGUCAGCUCCACUACUCUUCCAAUGUGAGUGAGUUGAAGGAGCAAGAUGGAGAGCAACAGCCUAGCCAGGAGCCGCUUGUGCCUGAAGAGAUCUCAGACUCUGCACCAUCAUCUGAAGCGGUUAAACAACGAAGAAAAAACAAGACUAAGACAGGUGUCAAACAGAAGAAGGGAAAACUAGUACCUCAAAGUCCAAGCCCGCUGUCACCAUUUGAAGAGGUCAUCGUCAUCGACUCCAACCCCGAAGUUAUAACCAUCUCUGAUGAUGACACCUCGAGUGAUAACAAAGGGGUUUGUGCCUUAAAGGGUAGCAGUAAACCACGAGUGCAGACAUCCACGCCAGUCCAGCAGGCAUCCCAUAAAAAGGUGACUCGGAGUAUCCCGGUGACUGUUGACUCCGAUUCAUCCCAUUCAUCCGACUCCUCGGACUCUCUGGAAAACUGGAUGAUCCUCGGUGGAGAUAAGGAGGACGGAGAUAAUUUCAUUUCACUCAACUUGAGAGGCCUUUAUGACAUCAGUUCAGACACUGAAGUCGAUCACAAUGGCAGCUGGCUGGUUACGGACAAGGACAGGGAGGCUCAAAUCUGCAACAAAGAUAGAGUGAGGAGAGCCGCACCGCGUUUUACAAACCGAUACUACACAGAGAAGAACGUCCUUUGUCGAAACUGCAAAAAAGUGGGCCAUCUUUCCAAAAAUUGCUCACAUUCCAAAGAGACACCUUGCUACCUUUGUGCCGAUUCGAGCCACCUAGCCAAUAAUUGUCCCAAUAAGCACUGCAACAACUGCGGCCUUCCUGGUCAUCUUCACAAGUCCUGCAAUGAGAGACAUUUCUAUUACAUGCAGUGCCAUCGCUGCAACAUGUGGGGACACUCAUUUGAUGCCUGUCCUGAGAUCUGGAGACAGUACCACAUCACGACCAAACAGGGUCCACCUGUAAAGAAGAAAGGGAAGGACCAUGAUCAAAGACCCGCCUACUGCUACAACUGCUCUAGUAAAAAACACUUUGGCCACGACUGCACGCGGCAGAGGAUGUUCUAUGGAACAUUGGUCAACACGCAAUUAAUCAACCAUUACGACACCAAGAUGGACAUCAAACGCAGAGAGUCCAGACUCAAGUGGAAGGUCAAAGGACCGAAGAAAUGUAGCUUCAUCCAAAACAGUUCUCAGACAACGCUCACUCCUGGACCACCAAAGAAGAAACAAAAAAUCAGCCAUGAAAACAACAGCAAGGUUUUUAGCCGUCAAUUUGCCAACCACAAACCCAGCCCCGGUCAUGCUGGCAGUGACUUUAAAGCUGGAAGUAACUUGAACAAGCACAAACAGGAAAAUGUAAGCAAACAGUGGAAACCCAAGAGAGCCGUGCCCAAAAAACGGCCAGCUCCAUCGAUGUUCAUCGUGGAUGAAAGCGAGGAUUUACCCAGAGGGGGAGGUGAAGAGAAGGAGAAGAAGAAGAAGAAGAAGAAAAAGAAGAAGUUGAACCAAGUCCUGUCCAAUGGUAGUGUUUUUGGCACAGAGUCAAUAUGCGGAUCGAAAAAGAUCAGCUGUGGUGACUCCGUAAUCAAGAAAAAGUCGAAAGAAACAAACAAGACAUCGCCUGGGAAGUCUAAGAAAAAGAAAGAUGAAAAGAAGACCAAAAAAAAGCCGUCCCAUAAAAAGAUCUCUGCACAGAUGUAUCCUACUGAUGAGAAUCUGUUCAUCAUAAAGCAAAGGAAAAGGAAGCGAUAAUGGUGUGUGAGAGAGAGAGAGAGAGAGAGUGGGUCAGAGCUUUUCUUUUGCAUUGGCAGGUAUUCUGUUUUGGUUCAUUUUGACACAAACGCUAAUUAGAAAAAAAAAUUUGAUAUUUUACAGUUUUAGAAUAAUACAAUGAACAUUGCAUUUAAUUGGGACCUAUUUGAAAUGAGUGGAACAAAAAAGAAGUGUUUUUUUUUAUGGAAACUGUUUUCUUUAGAAAGCAUUGAAUUCAUUUAUGUUGCACACACAUACACGAUCCGCAGCUUUAAGUUACGUUUUAGCGGUUGUAACAUAGCCUAGCCUUAAUAACGCAACAUGGGGUGGUUUGUGAUGUCAGUUUGACACACUAACCAUAAAUAAAACUUGAAUCCGUUUGACUUGUUUGGGCUUGUGCCAUUCAGGACAAGAAAUGCAUUUGAAGCGCAAUUUGUGCACUUUAGCUUCCAUACAGUAGAACUGAUAUUUACCUGGAAAAAAAUCACAUUGUACACUAGUGUUUAUGGUGUAUUUGGCAAAAUAAAAUAUUGUGACAAUUUAUCACCAUGAUGCUG